Oryzias latipes (Japanese medaka) is the source of this 2487-nucleotide messenger RNA. It is a transcript of the gene pigu, whose product is annotated as phosphatidylinositol glycan anchor biosynthesis, class U. Gene Ontology annotation, biological process: attachment of GPI anchor to protein. The record is from RefSeq and is a predicted model, not a curated record. Gene Ontology annotation, cellular component: GPI-anchor transamidase complex; membrane. NCBI's taxonomy places the organism in Eukaryota, Metazoa, Chordata, Actinopteri, Beloniformes, Adrianichthyidae.
CCCAGCAUGCACCUCGAGCGCAGGGCGAGAGAGCUUCCUCGCGAAGAUGGCGGCUCCCUUGACGCUCCUAAUGAUUGUCGCCGUGACGGUCCGUGCCGUUCUAUUCCGGUCCAGUUUGGCGGAGCUGAUUUCAGAGAGGGUGGAGGUGGUGUCACCGAUUACUGCCUGGAAAAGAGUGAUCGAGGGUCUGGCUCUGCUUGACCUGGGAGUGUCUCCGUACUCUGGAGAUGUUUUCCACGAGACUCCGCUCAUCAUCUACCUCUUCCACUUCCUGGUGGAUUAUGCAGAGAUCACCUUCAUGCUGGCAGACGUGGUGACGGCCGCGGCGCUGUACGCAGCAGCCAAGGAUUACAACAAACAAGUGUUCAGAAAACAGAAGUUUGCGUUGGAGGCGGACCGCUACCCCCCGGACUGUCUGGAGCUCAUCAGGACCCCCUUAGAGAUGCACUACGUCCCCCUGAAAGUGGCCAUGUUUUACCUGCUGAACCCGUUCACCAUCUUGUCCUGCGUCGCCAAGUCCACCUGCGGCCUGAACAACAUGGUCAUCUCUCUCUUCAUCCUCUGCACGGUCAAAGGAAACGUGCUGCUGAGCGCCAUCUUCCUGUGUCUGGCCACCUAUCAGUCCGUCUACCCUCUGACCCUGUGCGCUCCUGCAAUGCUCUACCUGAUGCAGCGUCAGUACAUCCCGGUCAACCUCCGGCGCGUCAGCUUCUGGUGGUUUGUGGUUCAAUACCUCUUCAUGUACCUGGGCAGCCUGUUCGUCCUGGUCUGCCUGUCCUUCUUCCUGCUGGGCUCCUGGGACUACAUGCCGUCCGUCUACGGCUUCAUCCUCUCCGUUCCUGACCUGACCCCCAACAUCGGCCUCUUCUGGUAUUUCUUUGCCGAAAUGUUUGAACAUUUCCGCCUCUUCUUCCUCUGCGUCUUCCAGAUCAACGUCUUCUUCUAUACCAUCCCUCUGUCCAUCAAACUCAAGGAGCAUCCCGUGUUCCUGAUCUUCAUGCAGCUAGCCGUGAUCUCCAUCUUUAAAUCCUACCCCACCGUGGGGGACGUCGCCCUCUACAUGGCCUUCCUCCCGCUCUGGAGUCACCUGCACCGCUUCCUGAGGAACAUCUUCCUGGUGUCCUGCGUCCUGCUGGCCUGCUCGGCGCUGUUCCCGGUCCUCUGGCACCUCUGGAUCUACGCCGGCAGCGCCAACUCCAACUUCUACUACGCCAUAACGCUGCUGUUCAACGUGGCGCAGAUCCUGCUGGUGUCGGAUUAUUUCUACGCCUUCCUGCGGAGGGAACACCACCUCACCUAUGGGCUGUACCUGAAGAAGAAGGACGGCUCGGAAGCAACGCUGGUCCUGAAGUAAACCCCCCCCUGAGCGUCUGCAGGGACAGACGGUGGAGCUCCUCUUCACGCUCGAGGAGGAGACGGCGUCCGAAGCCGCACCGCUCCUCCGACGGACCGAAGCCGCCCGUGCAGAGGCGGCGGUGCAGCUUGAUGCAGCUGAGCUGCUGCGGCUGCAGGACCUGAGACACGUGCUCCAUGCAGACCUGCGGGUCCUUCUGUUCUGGAGUGCUCUUAUUUUGAAGCUUCUUUCCAGUGGAACAAGCAAAGCUUUUAUUUUACAGACUAUUUAACCCGCUCUGUUGGACUUUAUUUUGACUUUUUUUUUAAACACUCCUCUGCAAUGAGCUUUUACUUUGAAAGCUUCCUCUUCCUUUGAAGUCAAACAAGUUGGAAAAAUAAGUAUUUCUGACUAAACCUGUAUUGUAACCUAUUUUAUAAACUGGACGGAAAAAUGUGAACGGAAGCUUCAUUUACAGACUUCUAUAAAUCAAACCGUUAGAGUUUUCAACCUUUUCCUCGUUUUGUGUCGAUGCUGCCGGGACUCGACUCGUUCAUCUGAUCAAUACUGAUUUAUGGAUCCUCACUGAUCAGACGGCAACAGCAGGGCAGCUGGAGAGAAUUUCAAAUUUAACGUUUAAACUUUUUCAUUUCUGCUUGAUUGUAGAUACAGACGGAUUUCUGAGUUUGAUCAUUUUCCUGGUAAAACAGCAGAAUAAAGAGAUUUAAUCCAAAUUUAAUCCAGAUUAUGUUUGAAAUCUGUGGUCUUUAACACUGUGGACUACAGCACAUGUAUGGCAACAAAACAGAGUUAUAAAGGCUUUAUUUCUGUAAAUGUAAUCUUUUAAAAAGAAAACUGUGUCUGGAGUUUGACGUUUUUCCUAAUGUGAGCAGAAUAAUAUCUGAGUCUGGAGUCAUUAGCGUGAAGAAGGUCGUUCUCCGUGUCUGGGUUGUUUUCACAUUAACUUCAGGUCUUCCUUUGCUGAUCCUCCGAGUCUCCGCAGGUCAGACAACCACAGCUAGAGUCUAGUAAUUGAACUACAAACCCAGGAGUUUAGAAAGGCAUGUCAUUCUUUUAUAUACUCUGGUACUUUUGGUUUGAACUGAUAUUUACUUUUUUUAUGUUUCAUUUGUGAAUAAAAGUGUCAAAUGUUG